GUAUCUUACCCUGUUGAUGUGUGUGUUGUGUUCAAUAACUAUUUCUUCAACAACUUUCAUAGUAUAUUUCUAAGCAACAUGGUGUUUCUUACUCACUACUUUUCUCACAUUUGGCACAAAUCUGAAACAAACUCAUCUGUGAGUGCGCGUUAACAGUCAUUGUUAGUAGUUAAAAGACAAAAGUAUAUAACCUGUGCACAUUGUAGCAAAAAUAAUUUCGCAACUUGGCGUUUAGCAGCUUUUACAAGUCCUAAUAUCAAAUAUGAAUAUAACUUUUAACACUUUGAUAAAAGAUUCAGUUCGUCAUUACUUGAACAUACUUGGAAGGAGACUGUACCUUCAAGUUGAUAUUAUGGAAGAUCGAAGUGCUUUAGCUGAAAUGAAUGAAAGAUACAGAGGUUUAGACGAUAAUCAAAGACUUAAUAUUGCCCCAAGACAUGGUCAAAAUGACGAUCAAUAUCAAUUAUUAUGCUUCUUGAUUGCUGAUUUCAGAGUAAUGAAAAAAAAAAGUACAAUAGAGAGAUUACAGCGGGAUUAUAUGGAAUCUGUUGCAUUUUUCGAAGACAUAAACUAUAUUAUUGACAUUGGAAAAGAUUCCAUAACAAGUAGUGUGAACGACCUCUACAGGCCCUAUCAUGAAGGUUUAAAUUUUUCUAUUGCCCAAGUUCUUACAUUAUUAAAGAAUAUUUUUUAUUUGUCCAUAUCUUUUAAUUUUAAUCAAACCUCCAGAAUAGGAAGAAGAGUUGGACAAAUAAAUAAACCAACUACAACACUAUAUAAUCAUUAUUCAAAAAUUUUUCCAAACACAAAAACACCAAUUCAAGAUUCCACACCAAUUCAAGAUUCCUACCUUUCAAGAAUUGUAAAUAGUUUGAAAAUUCGUAUUUUCAUGUUAACAGAUGUCGAGUUUUUGAUGCCAAUAUUUCUGAAUCCAAUCUACAUCGUCAGUGAGAACGACCUCGUUAAAGCUUCAGAAACAUUUUACCUCCGUUUACUCCAUCAACUCUUUAAAGUUCCUAUAUUAUACGAAGAAUCAAUAAAAGACAGUGACCUGGGGUGUCGAGUCAUACCAGAUUGUUACAUUCAGUUAGCAGAAGAGAAGGUUACCAUCGAAUUCAAAAAAAUGUAAUUACCAGUGUUACAGAACGAAUUAAUAACAUUCCAUUUGAAUCUCCGUUUAAGAUGCACGAAAACGUCAUUCUGAUAUUCAGCCAAAUAACAUAUCAACUGUUAUUUGGGCUGUCGC
Molecule: messenger RNA, 1246 nt
Organism: Scheffersomyces amazonensis
Lineage: Eukaryota; Fungi; Ascomycota; Pichiomycetes; Serinales; Debaryomycetaceae
Exons: 1
Coding region: 263-1129 (288 amino acids)
Source: RefSeq, a predicted model, not a curated record